AUGAGUGAUGAAAAGGAAAUGGUAUUAAAAGUAUUGCAUCAAUAUUUAGAUGAAUGUAAAGUUGCUUUUGUGGCCAUUGCAAAUAAAGUGUUCGACCCUGCAAAUGCAAAUCGAAUGAUUUGUGUUUAUCGUUCGUUGCCAUCAAAAAAGGAUCAAGAAAUUUUGGCCUACGGUUGUCUUGUUCUUGUAAAUGAAAAUAAAAAUUCUGAUGAUCUUAAAAAUAUUAUUUUCUGUCUCUGUCUAGGUUAUCGACGCGUACUUGAUUGUGAUGCCAUACCAAAGAUAUUUCAUGAUCGAGAUUUUAUCUACAUGUUACGAGAACUACGUUUUGGACCUCGAUCAACUGCAACAUAUUCGGAUGCAACUGUCGAUGAGAUUACCCCAGAGAGUUCAUUAUGUGCUCUUCAAGAUAAUUUUAAUGGAAUAAAAUACGAUGAAUUUAAACAAUUGACCGAAAUUUUCUUUAAAGCAAUACAAGAAAAAUGUCCCAUUUUUGAAUUACCAACAAAUAAUUCAGAGCGAAAUGUUUAUCGUGAUGUGACAACUAUUCUACGUGAAUCGAUGCCACUCACUUCAAUACAUCGUCGAUUGUAUGGUCGCUAUAAGUUAAUUAUUGAUGAAUCAGAAGAUGAAAGUGUCGUUCGCCUUUUAUUCCAAACAAAAAUUCUGGAUCCGAAUCGAACAACAAUUUUCCGCUUAUCGGAUUUUCCCGAUGAUGUUGAUAAUGAAUUGAGAAACGUUGAAAUUCUAUCGACAAUUAAAUUAUGCAUUGAAAUCGGUAAGACAAUUUUAAUGGUUAAUACUGGAUGCAUUCACGGCUCACUAUACGAUGUGUUCAAUCAAAAUUUCUCAAUAAUGGCGACAAGUGAUACCCGAAAGAUUUUCUCGAAAGUUGCUAUCGGUCCUAAAACACCCGAUGUUGUUGUUCAUGAAGAUUUUCAAUGUAUUGUACAUAUAAAUCGAAGUGAAAUCAACGAGGUAACGGCCCCGUUUCUGAGCCGUUUUCAAAAGUAUUCAUUUAGUAUUCAAGAUUUCUAUCGAAUCCAAUUCAGACAACUUUCAAUGGACGAUCAAACUUGUUUGAAAAACGUCGAAGAAAAGUUGAAAUCAUUCAUUGAACAUUUUAGUUCAAAGAACUUCUGUGGAUUAAAUAAUAAUACUCUCUACUCAUGCUUACUAUCGAUGAUAGAAAAUGACGAGAAUGGACAUUGCGGAGUUGCAAAUGUACAUCACCAGUAUACACAAUUGACCAUUAAAACGAAAUCGUUCAUUGAAGAAAAUCCAAUCAAUAUUCAAAAAUGUCUCUUACGUUCAGUGCUAGCCAAAUUGAUGCAACUCGUCUCACCUGGAUCGAUCAUAUUCAAAUUACCAACAUUUGAAGAUAAAAUUGCUCGAUUACUAUGUAACAAUUAUUUUCGUCAGCAAGAACAUUUCAGUUUGGAAAAUUUUAUUCGACAACUUGUUACAAAAUCAUUAAGUGAAACUCAAAAUGACGACGGUGAAACAAUGAAUAGAACAACGGAUGAGUCAUCAAGAGCUAAGAAUGUUCUCAUAACAACAAAAGUAAUGAUAUAUACACGAACAUCAUCGUACGUUAUGAGUCUUAAUAAGUUAUCAAAAUUUCGAUUGCUCGGUAACAAUAACAAUGCUGAUUAUGAAAUAAUUAGUGGAAUGACCAAUAUUCUAAGUUUGACUGUUAGCGAAAAUGCCGCUGAAUUAGAACAAAAACUCCAUGCCUAUGAACAAGAUCGAGAUAAACACGUUCUAAUUAUUGUAAUAAAUGCUCGAUUGACUCAACAACGUCGAAAUAUUCCAUUUGAUAACAAUAAAAAUUCACCAUCACCGAAUCAAGGCACAUUUCAAAUUGCUACACAAUGUUCGUGUAUUCCACAGACACCAUUAUAUCAGGUGUUCCAUCAACGAAUUAAAUUGCUUGCUGACGAAGUCAAACAAGAUUGA
Didymodactylos carnosus is the source of this 1959-nucleotide messenger RNA. The record is from the annotation of a GenBank genome assembly. NCBI's taxonomy places the organism in Eukaryota, Metazoa, Rotifera, Eurotatoria, Philodinida, Philodinidae.